Scophthalmus maximus (turbot) is the source of this 1011-nucleotide messenger RNA. Its product is annotated as protein rapunzel. The coding region runs from base 1 to 687 and encodes 228 amino acids. The transcript has a single exon. The record is from RefSeq and is a predicted model, not a curated record. Lineage: Eukaryota; Metazoa; Chordata; Actinopteri; Pleuronectiformes; Scophthalmidae.
AUGGCCGAUGCAGUACAGAUCAAGAAAACUGCAGCCAAGGUGCUUUGCUGUGUGGAGAAGGUGUCCUCUUUCGCCUCCUCCAUCGACCCCAUCUUUGGCAUCGUAUCCUCCCUGGUUGGGGUGGCUCGCAAGGGCCUGGUAGACGAGGAGGCCCACGCUCUGGACAAGGACUUCCAGGCAAUCCAUUCAAAGCUGGAGAGCAUCUCACAAAAGAACCAACUAUGCCUGAGGCAGAUCCGCAUCGACGAGGUGAACGAAACCUACGGCAAGUACGAGGAGUACAUCAAGCACCAGUACACGGCGUUCAACAGCAUGGUGGCGCAGCUGAAGAAAGACCCGGACAACACCCAGCGCUACAUGGAGACCUUUGAGAAGAUAUACGAGAGAGACAAGAGCGACAUGAGCCUGGACGUGUACUACCGCGGUGUGAUGGGUACAAACUCGCUGUUUGGGAGACCCCUGCUGAAGGUGUACCUGGAAAACUGCGACCGCGACCGUGAGAUCAUGGAGCGCCGCUGUUCACACAUCACCCACCUGUUCCACAUGGGCCUCAUCGCGCUCAUGGGCUACACAGCCGUUACAGAGGACGAUGAAGAUGAGGUGCGGGAGAAGUGGGCGAAGAGGGUGGAGGACAUCCAGGAGAAGAUGCAGGAGGUGCUCAGUCAGUGCAAAGACAAGACGGCCUGAACGAGGACCAACCGAGAGAGGAUGUGAAGCCAACGACAGAGGGACCAUUAUCUGUGCUCUCCGCUGUGGACCAAUGAAAAAAGAAGAAUUAUAUCAUGAAUAUAAAUAUAAGUAUAAAACCAAAACCAAGUUUGCAUUUGUGCACUUGAGCUGCGCCUGCGUAUUCGUAUUGCAGCUAUUUACUAAUUGUACCGACAUUGUUAUUUUUCAGUUCCAAAGAGACCACUGUUUUGUUUCAGCUGCUGAGUGUUGCAAACCUAUAAAUGCUGUUUUGUACAAUCCCUUCAAUUAAAAAUGUAUAGAUCAUUAGUUGAUGUUGAUGAA